AGCACGGCGGCUCCGCCCCCUGCGUCUCUGGCCUCGCUGGCCUUGGGGGGAUGGUUUCAUCAUGGCGUCAAUGCAGAAACGACUACAAAAAGAACUGUUGGCUUUGCAGAAUGACCCACCUCCUGGGAUGACGCUAAAUGAAAAGAGUGUUCAGAACUCAAUCACACAGUGGAUCGUAGACAUGGAAGGUGCACCAGGUACCUUAUAUGAAGGAGAAAAGUUUCAACUUCUGUUUAAGUUUAGUAGUCGAUAUCCUUUUGACUCUCCUCAGGUCAUGUUUACUGGUGAGAAUAUUCCUGUCCAUCCUCAUGUGUAUAGCAAUGGUCAUAUCUGUUUAUCCAUUCUAACAGAAGACUGGUCCCCAGCGCUCUCAGUCCAGUCAGUCUGUCUUAGCAUUAUUAGCAUGCUUUCCAGCUGCAAAGAAAAGAGACGACCGCCAGAUAAUUCCUUUUAUGUGCGAACAUGUAACAAGAAUCCAAAGAAAACAAAAUGGUGGUAUCAUGAUGAUACUUGUUGAUGCCACUGUUAUCAUCCUCGUAGCAGAAGAUAGUCCUACUGAGAAAAUGAGCACUUUGAUCAUUCAGUCUUUGAACUUUAACCUUUGACUGGAAGUGACCUAUAGGCAAUGAAGACUACUUCCUUUUACUGCAUUUUUACUCGUGUGCAUUCUGGGCGCAUGUUGAUCGCUGGCUCAGUCCAGGCAACUGACAUGCUUUAUUAGUCAUACAGUAUUAAUGCAGGUGUCAGGAAAUGUCAAAUAUAAUUCCAUUUUUUAUUUUUAUUUUUUUAAGCUUUUGGAAAAGUUCCAGGUCCUCAUGUAUUGUGCAAUAACAGUGACUUCCUUGGUGGUCUGGGGACGUUCAUUGCCGGCAAUGGACGUUGUAACAGGAAGAAUUUUCUUAACUCCUGCCACUUGGUGAUUAAUGCAUGAUAGGGCCUAUGAAAUGAAUUUAUCGGUUAUCGUGGGAUUAGAAAGGAAGUGAGGGAUCCAACAUUACAUUGAAAGUCACCCCAACUCUUUAUAUUUGGAUUCUAUGCACUGUGAUCCUAAGGCUAACAGCAUGAAAUAACAUGCAUCUUUAAAGGACCGUAAGAAAGAUCAUUGUGUAUUUAUUUAAUUGUUUAUAUCUGCUGUCAAAUUGUUUUGACAUGGAAAGUUUUCAAGGAACAUUGGCAGAGAGGUACAAUAUGUUAUCCCUAUGGUGAAAAUAAAUUCAUUUGUUGUAUAUAGUCCUCAAUCUCUGAAGUGAAGGUGUGAAUAAUAUAGGGUGUGAAUGGUUUAACCAAGGCUUUAUUUUGGAAGUAAAAAAAUUGGCAGUGAUGCUUAAAUUACUGCCACCCAUCAUUUGGGCCUGUUUUUUUCCCCCCAAGUAUAUUACACUCUGUUACUUCCUGCUAGCCAUCAGCAUGAGCCCUACUGCCUAAACACUAUUUCAUUUAUUUAUGUUUGGAAAUCCAUAAACAUUUUUGUUUGUAAUCUUGUUUCUUUUGUUACAUUUUUAAGUUGUUUGAAUGUUACAAUACUUUAAUUGAAAGACUUUUGUCAAGUUUUUUUCUUGUAAAUUUUCUUUACUUGUAUCAUCUUGUCCUUCAAUCCUGUACCCUAAAAUGAGAAAUACAUUUUUGACAGAGGCUUAAUGUUUUAACAAAAGAGUGUGGACAUUUUUAUUUUAAGAUUUUGACAAAAGAACACCAUAAAAUGCUAUGUUUGCAUAUUUGUCUCACACAACCAUACAGGUUUUCUUGGAAGAAUUUGUUUUAUUUGUUGAAAAGAUUUUGCUUACUGCUAGAUGACGUUUUUCUAUCUGUCUGUCUGUACCUGUCUAUCUAUCUAUAUCUAAUCUAUAAGACGGUUGUUGGAAAGAUUCCAUUCUAAGUACCAUGUACCAUGUAAGUUAAUGAUGCUACAACUAGGUCUUUUUAAGAAGCAAUUAAUGUAUUUUAUAAAUUACCUUUUCACAUAUGCAAGCUCUGUUUCUAUGACAAUGUCAUUUUUACUAAUGCCUUACUGUUGCACUCUUCGAAUAUCCUGCAGUGAAUCUAUUCAUCGAUUGGGGCUUAAAAACUAAAGCCAGUUGGCCGAAAGGUCUGACAUAUGUACCCCCUAAGAUCAUCCAGCUGAUGAUUGGGAAAGAAUAUUUUAAAAAUUGUUUUUAAUCUCUGUGUAGAUGACAUUUUGUAGCUUUGUACAUGUUGUUAAUUAAGGGCAUAUAAUUUUACACUCUAAAAGAUAACUGCUGAACUCAGGGGUGGGUAGACUUCAAAAAUAUGUCUGCUGUAGAAAUAACUUGAAAAAAAAAUUAAAAUUAUGGCCAGCCACCAAAUUGUGGAGCCUGUUUAUACUGCUAGGUAGUAAUGGUCAUUUGUUAAAGAUUGUAAUCAUUUUCUUCUGUCUCGACUGGAUGUGCAUAAGUUCUCACAGUGAUCAUUGUUAGUUUUAUUAGUUGGCCUAUUUAAGACAAAAAAAUCCUUAAAUUCUUAGUUUUCCACUGCUUUUAACAUGGAAUUAUAGCUCUAAAUUAGGUGUUCCCAUGUUGUAUGUCGCUGCUCUAAAACUAAAUAGCUUGAUUUUUUUUUCAGGGUAGGGUGG
Chionomys nivalis (European snow vole) is the source of this 2590-nucleotide messenger RNA. It is a transcript of the gene Ube2w, whose product is annotated as ubiquitin conjugating enzyme E2 W. The transcript has 6 exons. The coding region runs from base 62 to 517 and encodes 151 amino acids. The record is from RefSeq and is a predicted model, not a curated record. Lineage: Eukaryota; Metazoa; Chordata; Mammalia; Rodentia; Cricetidae.